CCCUGGAAUGGGCGUAGGCUCACGCAGCAGCAGCAGCAUCACAAAGGUUCAGCUCCUCCCUGCUGUGUGCUUGAUAUAGGAUGGGAGGGAGAGAGGGAGCGAGAGAGACAGAGAGGAUCAGGCACAGAUGAAUUCUAGUCUGAGUGACGGAAGCAGUGUGGGCACAUGUGAGUGAGAGAGGACGAAUCAGGAAGUAGAGAGACCUGCGCGCGUGUGUGUGUGUGCGGGAGAAAGAGACAGACAGAGUGUAAAUCAACAGAAAGAGGAAGAGGACAUAAAGAAAGGAAGAAAAAGGGCUGCAGGAGGAAGCAGACAAGACAAGGGGUCUCAGACUGAGAGGGAAGAUGGCUGAGCCGGAGCUGAAAUUGAGAGGCAGCCGAGAGAGCGUCGCUAAGGAGAAGAUGGGGGCGACUGGAGCAGAGCCUGAGCAAGAUGGUCUCAUUGUGGAGCAGCCAGCAUCUCCAUCUGACCCCGUGGGUUCUCCGCCUGCUGCCACAGGUUCCACCAACAGCCUGCCAGGCAAGGGGGAGAAGAUUGAACUCAAACGUAGCAUCACCCUCUUCAACGGUGUCGGAAUGAUUAUCGGCACCAUCAUCGGCUCCGGCAUUUUUGUCACUCCCACAGGUGUUGUCAAAGAGACUGGCUCCGCCGGGCUCUCUCUGAUCGUUUGGUCCGCCUGUGGAGUGAUAUCCACCAUGGGUGCUCUGUGCUACGCAGAGCUGGGGACAACUAUUGCCAAGUCAGGAGGAGACUACACUUACAUCCUUGAGGUAUAUGGCGAACUGGCUGCCUUUCUGAAGCUGUGGGUGGAGAUGCUCAUCAUCCGGCCGUCGUCGCAGUAUGUGGUGUCACUGGUGUUUGCGACCUACCUUCUGAAACCUCUCUACCCCAACUGCAUCGUGCCCGACAGCGCAGCCAAGCUCAUUGCCUGCCUGUGUCUUACCUCCCUGACAUUUGUAAACUGUAUCAGUGUGAAAGCAGCAACCAAGGUCCAGGACUUGUUCACCGCUUCCAAAUUGAUAGCCUUGAUCAUCAUCAUCCUCUUUGGCUUCAUUCAGAUUUCCACAGGUGAUGUGCCAUAUCUGACCCCAGAAAAGGCGUUUGAAGGGAGCAAACUGGGAGUUGGGAAUAUUGUCCUGGCUCUGUACAGCGGUCUCUUUGCUUUUGGAGGCUGGAAUUACCUGAAUUAUGUAACGGAGGAGAUGAUCAACCCAGAGAGGAACCUGCCCUUGUCCAUCAUCAUAUCCAUGCCUAUAGUCACGGUGGUAUAUGUUCUAACCAACCUUGCCUACUUCACCACCAUCUCUCCUCAAGUCAUGAUUGAGUCAGAGGCUGUUGCUGUGAGUUUUGGGGAGUACCAUCUUGGUGUGAUGUCCUGGCUCAUUCCCGUCUUUGUGGGACUGUCCUGCUUUGGUGCAGUCAAUGGAUCACUCUUUACUUCAGCGCGUUUGUUCUAUGCUGGAGCUCGAGAGGGUCAACUCCCUGCUGCUCUGGGAUUGGUCCACACAGACCUGUUCACACCAGUGCCAUCCCUCAUAUUCACAUGUUUCCUAUCGAUGAUGUAUGCCAUCUCCCAGGACAUCUUCUCUGUCAUCAAUCUCUUCAGCUUCUUCACCUGGAUGUGUGUUGGGAUGGCCAUCGCUGGCAUGAUCUGGCUGCGCUUUACCAAACCCGACCUCAGAAGGCCCAUUAAGAUUUCUCUCUUCAUCCCCGUUACUUUUGUGUUGAGCUGCGUCUUCAUGAUCGUCGUGUCCUUUUGGGCAGCUCCCUUCGAGUGUCUGCUAGGCAGCGGCAUUAUUCUCACAGGCGUCCCAGCGUACCUACUGGGCUACAAGUGGAAAAAACCCCAUGUGGUCAAGAAGAUGCUGGAAAUCUUCACCAUGUUCUGUCAGAAGAUCUUCAUGUCUGUUCCUGAAGAGAAGGAGCAACAUGGGGCGGCUGAAUAAUGCUGGACAAACUGAGCAAGAUGAAAGACUGGGUCAAUAUUUUUGUCUGGACAUUCCUGUAAUGUUUACAUUCAUCCACAUGUGAUUGGACUUUUUUUGUUUUAACUUUAUCUGACCAGGCAGGUAACUGUGAACAUAUUCAAUAUUUGCAAGAGUGGCCUGACAAAUGGAGGAUUUGUUUUAUGAAUAUUUUAUGAAUACUGCAACUUUUCUGCAAAGAAGAUCACCGGGCAUUUUACACUCCUUAUUAUGAAUUGAUUUUAGUAUUUCAGCGUAUCUCCUUAAAUGAUUAAACAUGCUCUGAUGUUCCAUGUUAGUUAAUGGAACGCCAUCUGUAAGUGUAUAACUGCUGCAGGCAUAUAAUUACUUGUGUACUGCAAGUACACAAUCAGGAGCCGCAGUGGCCUAUGACAUACAGGUAUAUUUUUCUCCUGAAGUGUACAAAUGAAUAGCUUAGGCGGGAAAAUAUAUGUCUAAUACCACUAACAACCAAACUAGACAUAGUAUAUUAUAGUUUAGGGUUUAUAUUUAUAGUUUAUAUUGUGUUAAAAUAAAGGAUUUUGCUAUAGUUGCUAUAAUCACGUCACUUUAUAACUAAGGUCAGAUUUGGAAGAGGAAGAGGUUGUCUAACAAAGCACUUACUUCAUUUUCUCAUAUGGUACUAAUGUUUGUGUUAAAUAGUAAUUCAUUCUCACAUUUUACUUGAUAUUGUUUUUUAUUUAUUGGUAAGAUGAACUUGUAGCGCUGUCGUAAAGCACAAGCUAAAGGGAGAUGAAAGAGUGUCUGUGAUGUCUGCUUGAGCUGCACUGUGAAUCAGGUCUGUUUCUUGUAUCAUUUCAUUCUGAUAUUAAACCUCAUCAGCGCCACGUGUGACGAUACUUGAUGAAAACGAUACCAGCAUCUCCGUUUGUGCGCCAUUGUUGUGAGACGGCGUAGAUAUGCUCAGAUACUGUAGUAGUGUUCGUAGUUAGCCUUAGUGUUUGUACUGAACGUAUUUGAUGUCUGUGCCAGCCGUGCCAGUGCUGAUAUUCUGUUUUUUUUUGUCAGUGUAUGACCAAAAUGAAUGUUGCAACUUUAGA
This is a messenger RNA of Pelmatolapia mariae (spotted tilapia), 3025 nucleotides long. Its product is annotated as large neutral amino acids transporter small subunit 1-like. The record is from RefSeq and is a predicted model, not a curated record. Lineage: Eukaryota; Metazoa; Chordata; Actinopteri; Cichliformes; Cichlidae. Gene Ontology annotation, molecular function: neutral L-amino acid transmembrane transporter activity; L-amino acid transmembrane transporter activity. The transcript is spliced from 11 exons. The coding region runs from base 345 to 1946 and encodes 533 amino acids. Gene Ontology annotation, biological process: amino acid transmembrane transport; neutral amino acid transport. Gene Ontology annotation, cellular component: membrane.